GGUUGGUCAAGUCAAAGAAGUCCUACUGUUCGGUUGCCAGGACAACUUAGCAGGGCAAACAAACAAAGCCCAAAAGUUAGUAAACUACAUCUUAUUCUGAAUAAAUACGAAAAUGUCGGACAAAGAUCUGGAUGCCAUUAUCCUGGUGACCCAACAGGUUCUGGGUAAAUAUAUUAAGAAACCACCACUUACAGAGAAGCUGCUGAAGAAACCCCCAUUCAGGUUCCUAAUGGAUGUUUUCAAUAACGUAAGUGGUUAACCUUGACCCAUUCGCCAUUCAAAAACCCAAAUGAAACUUCGUUUCGUGCAGUUUAUCAAGCAAACUGGCAACUUUGAGGGACUAUAUACGCCGGAGGAGCAGACUUUUGAGAACAUAGUUAGUCGGGAGGAUAAGAUACGAUUCCUGCAGAAAAUGAUCGAUGCAAUCAAGCUAAGCACUAAAAUUGACCUGAAAGUGCGAACUUCAAAAAUAGUUGCUGGCCAGGAGCCGGAGCUUACCAAUGAGCUCCUCCAGGCGAUGGCCAGUGUGGCGGAGAAGAAUUUGAAGUGGGACAGCGUUGUUGACCAGGUGGUAAUUGCCCAUAGCAAAACACCAAUUGCCAUAACAAAACCCUCUAAGGAAUCUAAAGCCUCGAGCAAGAAUCCCUCACCCGCUGGGAAGGAUGAGGAUCCAAAGCGCCGAAAAGAUAAGCGCAUAUCGCCCCAGGAGCAAAAGGUGCGAAAGGCCACCGAAACGGCAUCCCGAUCAUCGCCCAAUGACAAGGAGAAGACAUCCCAGAAGAAGUCAAAGGUGACCAAGGAUGACCCUAAAUUAAGUCGGCAGAAUUCCAAGCAAAAAAGUCCUUCACCUGUUAAGCUAAAGUCUAAGACCAAGCUGCAGUUUUCCACAGAAAGCGACAACCCCAGCAUGUCCAUGUCGCCAGUGCCUGGAGGAGUAGCCAAGCAGGCAGCUCCUGAAACUGUUACUGCUAAUCCAGCGCCGGAAUCGGUCAAAACAUCGCCUGCGAAACCCAAGGAACCAUCGGUAGAACCUGUCCAGGAAGCAUCACCGGCUCCAUUGGCUCCUCCAGCAGAGCCAGAGAGUCGCAAAUCCUCCGGCAGGAGUCGCCGCUCUAGUGGCAGUCAUAGGCAACCGGAACCGAACCCCAAUGAGAACCAAUCCCAGCCAGCGGUGCAGCCGUCGGAAACUAAUUCCCCAGUGGAUUCUAGUGUUAGCAACGGUGAGGCGAAGCGGGAGAUUCCCAUCUCCAGGGAAAACUCGAAGGAAGCCAAUCAACGGCCUAGAACCUCACUUAGACCCCCAUCCGCUCGACCGGCAUCCGCACGUCCUGGAGCUCCACGACGCCGGAAUGUGGAAAUCGUACUUCAACCAAACGAUCAGGUCAAGAUGUCUGGGAUUAAUGUUAAACUAGAAACAUUUGGGGAUCUCGACGAUGAUGGGGAGAACCUGGUGAUCAUAGAAGAUGCCAACUCACAUGACAUUGUUGAAGGGGGAGGAGCAGAAGAACCUGCUCUGGAGGGUCAGCUAGAUGCCCAGGGUCGAUUGGUUCAGCAGAUCUUGGAAACCCAAAAGGAAUUGGUUCACCAAAAUGCAGAGAUUGAGCCCCCACAAAGUCAAGCAUCCCGGCAGAGCUCCGCUCGUCAGGUGAAUGACCUGCGCGAUGCUAUCCAAAGUCUUACGAAGUCAGUUAAUCCACUGGGCAAACUGCUGGACUUUAUACCCGAGGACAUCGAUGCCAUGCAACUGGAGCUCACUAUGUGGCGUGAUACCUACACCCAAGCAUCCAUGGAACUAAAACGGGAGCAAAGUCUCACUGCAUCCGCCACGGAACCCAUGAAACACCAGCUGCAGCAAAUCGAAGCCAGCAUCGCCGAGUAUCGCGAGCUUGUCGACGAAAGUCGCAACAAGAUCCUGCAGAACAACGCCCGCAUCCUUAAAAUGAUGAGUGAACAGUAA
Molecule: messenger RNA, 1957 nt
Organism: Drosophila rhopaloa
Lineage: Eukaryota; Metazoa; Arthropoda; Insecta; Diptera; Drosophilidae
Gene: IFT54
Product: TRAF3-interacting protein 1
Exons: 3
Coding region: 290-1957 (555 amino acids)
Biological process (GO): cilium assembly; regulation of microtubule cytoskeleton organization; intraciliary transport
Cellular component (GO): centrosome; intraciliary transport particle B; ciliary basal body
Molecular function (GO): microtubule binding
Source: RefSeq, a predicted model, not a curated record